ACCCUUGAUGACAUCCUAUACGGAGGUCUCCUAAAUAUUUACAAGCCUGUAAAUAUGUAUUCCAUGAAAGUCUGCGAGAGGGUCAAACAGGUCCUUCGGGAUCACUUCAAACAAGUGACCAAAACGAACUUAAAUUUCAAAGUGGGACAUGGAGGGACGUUAGAUCCUUUCGCUGAAGGGGUCCUAGUUAUUGGUAUACAGAAGGGAACAAAAAAGCUGAGUGAUUUUUUAAAAUGCAACAAAAAGUAUUUGGCCUUAGGCCUCUUAGGUUUGGAGACAGACACACUGGACCGGGAAGGCAAAGUAGUACAGGUUAGCAGCGAAAUGAUGAAAGGGACCAACAAGCAGGAUGAUACACGUAUAUCACCAAAAAACAUCACCCCUAUUUUGAAUAAAUUUAUUGGAUUUGUGGACCAACCCCCGCCACUCUACUCAGCCAAGCGGGUCCAUGGAAUGAGGCUCUACGAAUACGCUCGAAAAAAUAUCGAUGUUCAUAUCAAACCAAAUAAAGUACACAUUCAGGAUUUAAAAUACUUAAACCAAGUAGACCUCCCCUUUUUUGAUUUGGAAAUUAAAUGUUCAGGCGGAACGUACAUACGAAGCCUCGUGCGAGACUUUGCACACGCACUCAAUACGCAUGCCACGUUAAUUAAGCUUAUUCGUAUCCAACAGGGGGACCACUUUCUAUAUGAGCACUCUUUGCACUACGAUGAUAUAAACAUGGAGAAUGUGAAGAGGCAUUUGAUCAAGCUG
Molecule: messenger RNA, 753 nt
Organism: Plasmodium cynomolgi strain B
Lineage: Eukaryota; Apicomplexa; Aconoidasida; Haemosporida; Plasmodiidae
Product: tRNA pseudouridine synthase
Exons: 1
Biological process (GO): mRNA pseudouridine synthesis; tRNA modification
Cellular component (GO): mitochondrion
Molecular function (GO): RNA binding; pseudouridine synthase activity
Source: RefSeq, a predicted model, not a curated record